UCUCCGCUGUCCCCGGUCCUGGAGAGCUCCGGGCCCCGCAAGGCUAGCUGCCGCCCCUCCGGAGCCUCCCGGGGUGGCCAGGCUGCAGAGUGUGCAGGGCGGGACUCCCCAAGCUGGGCCGCAACGAUCGGGCCCCGCCCCAGGCUCUGCGCUCCGGGCCAGGCGGCGACCUCAGCUUCUGAGCCGGUUGGGCGCUCAGUGCUGGGCCCUCAGACUGCGUCCCUGGAGGCUUCCCGCCGGCAAAGGCUCUGUGCUCACCCCGGCUUGGUGGCUUCUGUUGGCUCUCUGGUGUGAACAUGGUGCAGAAGUAUCAAUCUCCUGUCCGUGUCUACAAGUACCCAUUUGAGCUCGUCAUGGCGGCCUACGAGAAGCGCUUCCCCACCUGCCCGCAGAUCCCCGUCUUCCUGGGCAGCGAGGUCUUGAGCGAGUCCCGCAGCCCCGACGGGGCAGUGCACGUGGUGGAGCGGAGCUGCAGGCUGCGGGUGGACGCCCCACGACUACUGCGAAAGAUUGCAGGUGUCGAGCACGUGGUCUUCGUGCAGAGAAACGUCUUGAACUGGAAAGAGAGGACUCUUCUCAUUGACGCGCACAAUGAGACCUUCGCCAGCCGCGUGGUGGUCCACGAGAACUGCAGCUACACGGUCCACCCUGAGAAUGAAGACUGGACUUGUUUCGAGCAGUCUGCCUCACUGGACAUCCGGUCCUUCUUUGGUUUUGAAAAUGCCUUGGAGAAGAUUGCCAUGAAGCAGUACACCACUAAUGUCAAGAGGGGGAAGGAGGUGAUAGAGCACUACCUGAAUGAGCUCAUCUCCCAGGGCACCUCCCAUAUCCCUCGCUGGACACCUGCCCCGGGCCGGGAGGAGGAGGCCUGCCACCAGGUUGGGCAGUGGGACUCUGGCUCCCUGGAUGCCAACAGGCCCAGCAAUGCCCCAGGCCCUGCUCUGGAGACGGUCAGUACCGAUGAGAUUGGGUCUUGUUAUGUUGCCCAGGCUGGACUUGGUUUCCUGGGCUCAAGUGAUCUUCCUGCCUCAGCCUCCCGAGUAUCUGGAACUACAGGGGAUAAGCUGGACUCGGACUACAUAGAGAGGUGCCUGGGCCACCUCACGCCCAUGCAGGAGAGCUGCCUGAUCCAGCUUCGGCGCUGGCUACAGGAGACCCACAAAGGCAAGAUCCCCAAAGAUGAGCACAUCCUUCGGUUCCUGCGGGCCCGUGACUUCCACGUGGACAAGGCCCGGGACAUGCUGUGCCAAUCCCUGAGCUGGCGGAAGCAGCAGCAGGUGGAUCUGCUCCUGCAGACAUGGCAGCCCCCUGCCCUCCUGGAGGAGUUCUAUACGGGGGGCUGGCAUUACCAGGACAUAGAUGGCCGCCCUCUCUACAUCCUCCGUUUGGGCCAGAUGGACACCAAGGGCUUGAUGAAAGCUGUUGGGGAGGAGGCGCUGCUGCGGCACGUUCUUUCCGUCAACGAGGAAGGACAGAAGAGGUGUGAGGGGAACACAAAGCUGUUUGGCCAUCCCAUCAGCUCCUGGACUUGCCUGCUGGACCUGGAGGGUCUGAACAUGCGGCACCUGUGGAGGCCAGGAGUGAAGGCCCUGCUGCGGAUGAUAGAGGUGGUCCAGGACAACUACCCCGAGACCCUGGGCCGGCUGCUCAUCGUGCGAGCCCCCCGUGUCUUCCCUGUGCUCUGGACUCUGAUCAGCCCCUUCAUCAACGAGAACACCCGGCAGAAGUUCCUCAUCUACAGUGGCAGCAAUUACCAGGGCCCCGGAGGCCUGGUGGACUACCUGAACAAAGAAGUGAUCCCCGACUUUCUGGGGGGAGAGAGCUUGUGCAAUGUUCCAGAAGGAGGGCUGGUCCCCAAGUCCCUCUACCUGACAGAGGAGGAGCAGGAACAGGCAGACCAGCUGCGACAGUGGAGCGAGACCUACCAGGCAGCCAGCAUCCCCCGUGGGACCCCUCAUGAGGUUGCAGUAGAAAUUCUGGAAGGGGAGUCAGUCAUCACCUGGGACUUUGACAUUCUGCGAGGGGAUGUGGUGUUCAGCUUGUACCACACCAAGCAGGUGCCCAAGCCAGGCCCCCGUGAGCAGCUGAUCGACAAAAGCUGGGUCCUCGGCAGGGAUUACAGCCGUGUGGAGGCUCCUCUCAUCUGCCGGGAAGGGGAGAGCAUCCAGGGCUCCCAUGUGACCCGGUGGCCUGGGGUCUACCUGCUGCAGUGGCAGAUGCACAGCCCCCCUGGCAGCGUGGCCUGCAGCCUCCCGGGUGUGGAUGAUGUCCUGACCGCUCUUCACAGCCCUGGCCCCAAGUGCAAACUCCUGUACUACUGCGAGGUGCUUGCGUCUGAGGACUUCAGGGGCUCCAUGUCCAGCCUUGAGUCCUGUACCAGCGGCUUCUCCCAGCUCAGCGCCACCACCUCUGCCUCCUCCUCAGGCCAGUCCCACAGCAGCUCCCGGAUCUCCAGAUAGCCGGGCCCAGUGCUCGGGGGCGGCCUGCUUGGCCCGCAUCCGGGAGUGUGCAGAAAGAGAAGCCAGCUUGACGCAAGGCCUGGGAUCACAUGGGCCAGAGUCCCAGGCGUAGACGCUGCCAGAGUCGGGGUGUCUGGAGCAGCGGCAAGGACCCAGCCCUCAGUUAGGGCUCUCGAGGUCACAAAGACAGAACCAGCUCCUCCCGGCUGCGUGUAAGGAAAGGCCAAGGCCAAGCAUCGUUGAUGCAACCACCCUCAAGUCUUCUGGAUGUGGGAUCCCUUGCCUUUAUGUGCUCCCACCCGCUUCCUGCUCCACUUGGCUGCCUAAAGGAGCUUUUUUAUCCCAAGACUUCAGAUCCUCACCCAGAGCACAGUCUAACAGCCAGCUGGGAGCCCAGAUCAAAUCCCGAGCCAAUCAUGGCUGCCAGGGAGAAUGGAGAACACUGAUUGGCCAGCCUUGUUGGUCAUGUGUCUAACCCGGACCAAUCACUGUGACCUGGGAUGGGGGUAGUACAGUGAUUGGCCAGCCUGGAUCACGUGCCCCUCUCUAAAGCCAAGCACAGUGGUCUGAAAAGGGUAAGGAGGUGCCUCUGAGAAUACUGGGGUUUCCCCCAAAAGGAAGAAAGGAUGCUGGGCAAGUGGAAGUGACAGCCUUUCAGCCUGGCAUCUGAUUGCAAAUCAGGGUCCUCAGUCCCAAGAUGUGCUUGGAGUUACAGGCCCUGCUUUCUGUGUGUGGGGGCUCCCCCACGAUAGACUUGGUGGGGAAGGCCUAACCCAGACACCCCUGACUCCGGCAGGUUUCUGCUAAGUUCCAGGCAGCGUAGGGCAACUCAAGGGAUCUAUAUGUACCCCUGGAGGUCCCUUUCUCUCCUGGGGAGCUGUUUACUUAUGACUUUGGGAAACCUUCCUCCCAGGUGCUUAAAUACAAAAGGAUGACCAUUCAUGGGUGCAUGUAACUGGCUAUUCCAGAUCUUGGUAAGACUGGAUCCAGGGUGUCAACAUAAUAUCAAGACUCCCCUGACAGGUGGAGGCUGGUGUCUCUGCCUCGGGGCAGGUCUGACUCUGGAACUAGCUGAAAUACUGACAUGACAUUCCCCACUUUCCACAAGUGAGAAUUUGGGGCUUGAGGACAGUUCUUUCCUUUCCUCCGUCACCCAAAAAGCAGCAGGUCAGAGGUCACCAAGUGGCAUCCUGAGUCUGAUCUAGCCUGCCUUUAAUGUUUUUUUUUUGUCUUUAGAAUGGUUUAAGAACUGGGGCAGUUCACAUAGAAAUCAGAGUUUUUUUUGCUUCCCUAGCAUUUGGUAGCGUUGGCAAAAUGGGGCCACUAUUGGGACAUGAAGGCAACCCGUCUGUGUCCCAGCAUGGGGUCACACUAGUCCCUACUCCUAUGGACUAGUGUCCAGCCCACACCACUCACCCUCAUGAUCUUCCUUCAAGGGCCCUCACUGACAUGGCUCUGUCUGCAUCUUGGGCUCCAAUCUAGGGCCUGAGAGGAUCAGCCUUGCUCUUAUCUCUUAGCCUUGCUUAGAGUUGAGGGUCAGUCAUUUCUGGUAGAGUUACUGGGCCAAGGGGUGGGUAUAUGACCACCAAAAGGGUAAGGAGCCUCAGGCUCUCUCUGUUCCCCUAGUGAGGGUGCUCUCACCCUUGGGAGAAAACUAGCUCAAACUGACUUAGCAACAAAGAGAAUUCCCUGCGUCCUGUAUUUGGUAUGGUUGAGAGUGGGUCUUGCUUCAGGUAUGGCUGGAUCCAGGACCUCAAUGUCUUCAUGUGUCUCAACUGCCUCCAGGCCUCUUGACUCCACACUUCUGUGCAUACUGACCUCAUUCAUUUUUCCACUUGGUGUGAAGGUGGCUGCCAGCAGCCUCAAGUCUGUAACUGCAGGGAUCAUUAUCUCUAAGACAGAGAAGAUUUCUCAUCUCAAAUCUCAAGGAAGGCUCUGAUGGACCCAGCUUGAAUCACAUGCUCACUCCUGUGGACCAUAUCAUCAAGGAGCCUGCGACUGGCAUUCUCUCCACAAGCAACAGUGUGAUGGAGGAUGUCCAGUCCCCCAGUGGACAAGAGGAGCUAGGCCACACAAUCAGCUCCAUGGUGGUUGGUAUCUUCUAUGGUCCCCUCCCAUGUGGAGGUCUCUGGGACCCACUCUGAAGCAAAGUGAAUGGGCCAUUCUUCUUGCCUUUGCGAGGUCUGGAAUUCAAAAUAAUCCAAGGACAGGGCUGCCAAACUUUUGGCUUUUAAAUUAUCCCCAAGACAGAGGCUGGAAGCUCCUUGGCUUAGUCUUCUUAGUCUGUCUUGCUCAUUAAUCCAUUUGUGGCCAGGACAGAAACAACCCACUCUCAGUGUGACUGUUGGUGUCUGGGAGUCUGGGUCUUGAAUUUAGACCUGGGUUUGAUCCCUAGCCUGCCUUUCUGUAGCCGUGUAACCUCGAGCAAGUAACUUAACCUCUCUGUGCCUUGGUUUCCUCAUCUUUAAAAGUAGGGACAGCAGUGCCUACCUCAUUGGGGAGUGGAUGAAAUGAGAGAGUGGUUAUAAAGUUCUCAGCACAGGGCCUGGUUCCAGGAUGUGCUCAGUAAAUGUCUGUGGCAGUUUUGAUUGUUUAAUGUUUCUUAUCCAAAUGCUCCAGGCUCCUUCCUGAGGAUGCCUGUCAUGCUGUUUUUCAUGAGACUGUGUGGCUCAGAAUGCCACCAGCAUCCAGGGAAAAGUGGAUGUAGAGAUACUAUUUCCCUUUGAGCUGGGGGUGUGGUCAGGCCUUCCCUUUUCAAAACUGUUUUCUGGGCAAAUUCACUGAUCUGAAAGAUCUGUGUGGUAUUUCCUUCAACAGGUAGAGACAAUUUUUCUCUAGAGUUUGAAAAAUUUGAGGUUUUUUUUCCCACCUGGAAUUCUGCUCCCUCUCCCAUAAAAUUAAUUGUUCAAUGUGAAUAGCAUAAUUCUUUCAACAGUCUGUUUCAGGCCGUGAAACAUGAUGUUUUUUGUUUGCUUCAUCAUUUGCUCCAACCAAAAGCAGUAAACAUUUUAGAUUUGCACAUUACUUCUAUUGUCAACUUCCUAAAACCCUAGAGGUGUUGCCUGGGCUUGUUUAGGAACUUUCUAGCUAUUGUUUACAAGACUCUGGAGCAUUCUCGGCAGGGCUGGUAUCACUCAAGAGGUUGCAAAUUGGUUCUUGGUGGGGGGGAGA
Nycticebus coucang (slow loris) is the source of this 5630-nucleotide messenger RNA. It is a transcript of the gene SEC14L5, whose product is annotated as SEC14 like lipid binding 5. Bases 297 to 2459 code for a protein of 720 amino acids. The transcript has 17 exons. Gene Ontology annotation, cellular component: cytoplasm. The record is from RefSeq and is a predicted model, not a curated record. NCBI's taxonomy places the organism in Eukaryota, Metazoa, Chordata, Mammalia, Primates, Lorisidae.